CUCACCCCGCCAGCUCCGCCGGCAGCUCCAGCGGCAGCACCAUGGACCUCUCCUUCAUGGCCGCGCAGCUUCCUGUUAUGGGAGGAGCCUUUAUGGACUCACCCAACGAGGACUUUAGUACGGAGUACUCCUUGUUUAACUCAUCAGCCAACGUCCAUGCAGCUUCUUCCAUGCAGAAUCCACCAGAAGAGACAUCCCGUUCUUCAAAUGAUGCCAUAUUGUUAUGGAUUGCAAUAAUAGCAACAAUUGGAAAUAUUGUGGUUGUGGGAGUGGUGUAUGCCUUCACCUUCUAGGAUGACUGUUGCUCCAAACACUAGAAGAGAGGAUAACUGCAACAGUAUUUGUCAUGUGUAUGUAUGUAUGUGUGUAUAUAUACAUGUAUAUCUAUAUAAAUACAUAUAGGUAGGGACUUUGUUGAUUAAGUGCUGCCACAAUCAUGGAAGUGAAAUGCAAGUUACUCAUCUUGAAUCUUGAUGGCAGAAAGUUUGGAUGCAAUUGCAAAUUGUAUGGAGGUGAGAGCUUUAAUUGAGAACAGAGCCAAUACCAGUUUUGUAUAGAAAUGUAAUAAAAGAGAGACCAAUGUGGUUAUAGUAAAUACAAAGAGAAAGUGAGAUUUAUAUAGAAAGUGCUUAUUUUCUACUGUUUAGAUUUUUCUAGCAGCUCUUCUGCAUUUGUCAGCUUUUUUGUGCAUUUUUUACUGUGCUAUAAUGUUGUAUGAAAUUGUUCUGUGUCAUGUUUGCUGAACAUCUUAGUUUUCCAGGUGGACUAAAUGGUUGGCAUUGGCUCAGUUUUGAUGAAGUACAAGUUCAUCGUGUGUGAGUCUUCAGCACGUGCAUAUGCUACUAGGCUGUGUUCAAAAUGAUUAAAGCUAUGACAGGCAGAUGCAUGCUGUCUAACACUUGCCUUCCAGUAUCAAUUACUGGGUCUGAUAAUCUAUGAAUUGAUGCUAAACCUGUCUGCUGUUUGCAGGAGGAGGCACAGCUAUUGCAAGGUGUGGCUGGUCUGCAGACCCUCUGCACUCCAGAGAAGGGCGUGUUAUACAGAGCAGCAGCACAAGCUCCCAUUUCUGUCUAGAGGUACUGGGUUGCAGUGGUUUGUAGAUGUGUCCCUUCCAGGAAACAAAGGCCAAAUACCAUGCUUUUCAGCUCAUUUCACUGUAAUCCAGAUAUCCUACAGCAGCCAUGUACUUUCAUAAGCUUAUUGGUGGAUCAAAAGAACGUGGGGAAAUUGCGAAGCCUAAUUAACAGUGAAUGACAUCUAUGAAAUAAAUAGAAUUGAAAGAAAGAUCGGACACUACUCACGAAGGAGUGCAAGAGUCAGGUAUGUCGUGGGAUAGAAACAGCACAAAAAAGGCAGUAAGUGACAGAGAUGCAAGUGCUUAUAUCUCAGUGUUAGUAUGUCUCCGGGUUCUGAUGAGGCUCCUGGAAGUGAUUUUUAUAUAGCCUGCUUUAGGUAACAACUCUGAUUUAUCAUUUGGAUUUGUUCUGUUGAGGGACAACAUUUUCACUGCAUUGUUCCCACAAGCAGUUCCUUUUCAAGAGCUGUAUGUUUUCAAAACAAGCUGUAGCCUUCCUUGCUUCAGAGAUGAUAAAAUCUUGAGGGAAGAAAAAAAAAAUCACUUCUGUUGCAAAUCUUCCUCUUCCCCCUUAAAAAAUAAACACAAAUAUAUAAAAUGUCUGCACUCUGAGAGGAGCAGACAAAUUCUUCCUCUAUGUCUACGUGUAUUGUAUAGGUUUUCUGUCUCGUACAGCCACUACCCUAAUUCCGGAAAGCCUUGUCUGCAGGCACAGAGAGUAUUUUUGACACUUGCCUGCCACUGAGCUUGAGGCUGGACUAAGAGCUGCUGAAUUUAUAGAGAGGUUUGGAUUUUCUUCUUUUCUGUUUAAACCCAUUUUCCUGCAGGGCUGGUGGACAGUUACUUGAAUCAAACCAAAUCAGUAUUUAUAACCACUCAGUAGUCACUGUGUAAUUUUUUUUUUUUUUUUUUUUUUCCCUCUCUGUGAACUGGCCUUUAAAGCUGAGAAAGAUGCAAACGGAGCUAGGAGGGAGGGAGAAAAGAAACUAAGUUAUUUUGAGGAUGAGAAAAAAAAAAGACAACUCACUUGAACGGAGCUUCUGUGUGUGUAGUUAUUUCCCUGUUUAGAGGCAAGAUUUUUGUGAAGAUGGCUGAGGACAGAUGAGAUCUGUGCUGGGAGAAAGUUUGAGAAGCCCAGUUCUGGAAGACCAGCUGGACACAAAGCAAAUUCUGUCUAAUAAAAUAGCUGUAGUCUUAAGAAUGAUACAGAAACAAUGGUUCUCACUGUCCUAAAAUACCUAUUCAUUCCUUCAUAGGCAGAGGAUAAUAAAAAACAGGGGAGCUGUACAAAUUGUGUACCUUUUCUGUUCUUACACUCCUCCUUAUUCUUGCUGAGCACAAAGCAAGCUGUUAAGUGAGGUUGGAAGGCUGCAGUUUCCAGUGCAGAAUUGAGCAGGACAAGGUCUGGUGUACAAACAUGUAGGACCCGUGGAAAUACUGCUUAGUGAAAUGUACUGUCCCCAGCCAUUUUCUGAUAUUCUGUUGCCUUUAUAAUUGUAUCAAGUAUUCAUGGACUUUUCUUCAGUGUUUCUGUAGGCUUUCUAGUUAGGCCAGAUCUUGCAAGCCCUGUUUUUGCAUGAAGAGCAAAAUGUUUCCACCAUCAUUAAAACCAGUUUGACACUAUGGUACUUGCCCAAUGGGAUUAUUCUACUGCUUACUGAAUUUGCCAGCGGAGUGCUUUGUUUAAAUUUCCUAGAAUAUUAAUCUUAGUGCAAUUAGCAAUGUUUGCAUCUCUCUCCCAAAGCACUGGACUAAAUUCUUCACCCAUGGAAGAGCAGUGUUGGAGCGGGAACAGUGAAGAACCACCACUCUACUAAUGAAACAGAGUGACACCUUUGUGUUGCUUUUCCCAAAGAAAGUUUCCUACUUUCAUGUCAAAUUGAUAGUAAUAACAGAAGUGUUGGAGAAUGAGUUCUGCCUCCAGAUCAUCGUUGUACAUAUUUUCAUCAUUGGAGGCCGAGUUGUCAAGAAGGGCCAGACAAAAACUUUAAUUAAAGUAAUUGGCUUGACAGGGUGACAUGGCAGACUGGGUACAGGCAGCAAGUGCAGGCAUUUCCUGUCUCAUAGUUAAACUGCACACUAACUGUACAGCUUUUCUGUUGAGAAAAAAUAGUUUUAGAAUGCAGGUGCAAGGAUACUGCAUGCAAGAGUCUGUACAGAAUGUUGUCAGGUAUAUUAAAGAUCCCUAAAUCACAGUGGGCAGAGCUGGUUCAAGCUCUGAUGUACUUUGAUAGUGAUAACAUGCACAGUAUGUUUCUGGAGGUUGUGUUCUGGCUUUAUCUGCUACAACCACUUCCAUCUUCUGUGAGGUUAGGAAAGGUUUAAAUCCAACCAUUGAAAAAGGGGACUCAUCCAUCAUAAAGUUUGGAGACACCAUGGAGGGGGGUGAAGAAGUGGAUGAAUGGUGGAUGUUUCUUAGGUAUGGUCCUGUGAAAUGUGUUACUGCUUCUUUAUGUGGAUAUAAGUUAUAACCUGAACUGUCAAUGCAGUUUGACUUGGAGCACUGUAGCUUCUCCUUUCCUUGGAGCCAUGCAAUUGGAUAACUGCUGUCACUCACUGAGGGGUGACGAGAAAGUCCAAACACAGGCCCCAGAGCCAUUCUCUGAAGCUCCUCUGUGAAAGCAGAAGAGGGUUCUGUGCUUUGCUGAGCACUUUUUAAUCCAGCAUGAGAGCAGGAUUCCACUUAUAGAUCUGUGCUUUAAAUAAAAGCAUCUAGCACAGAUAUGUUACAAGGUCCUGACUGGAGUUUGCUCUGUAGUAGACAAAGCAAAACACUUUCCGUAUGCAGUGUUAGACCCCUAGCUAUGUUGUAAACAUCAUUGUACAAACACAAGAAGUGAUACUGUGUGUACUUUGCAAAGUUAGUGAUGACCCAUAGGAAGCAAGUAGAUAAACUGGAUGCCCUAACAUGUCUCUGCUAGCCAUGGCCUCUAGGGAUCAAUAGCAACAUACCAAAUAAUUGAAUUGUCUCUUAAGAUUUGUUUUGCUCUAAGCAGCCAGCAGCUUGACACAGCAGCUGUGCAGCCACCACAGCAGAGACUAAAGGCUGAACAGUUAUGGAGGUAGGUGCAAAGGUGCAUUAGAUAGGAGAGUGGGGUAGGGAAACCCACACAGCUACUCCUGUUACAUUUUUAUCUGCAGGGCUAGGAGUCUGUGCUUGUCCACAGCAUUAAUAUCCUCCUAAAAUAAAAUGAGGGAGGAAGCUGUAUUUCUGUGUUGACACACACUUGCAAAACUGAACAACAGAUUUUGAAACUGAUGCAACAACAGUAGCAGAGAGACUUGCCUGCUACAAAUAACGUAUUUAGCCAUUUGAGUGGGCAAGUGAGCUGAUAAAUACCUCAGAAGUAAUGAGAUUUCCCCCCUCCAAAAUCCUUGUUUGCAAUAGGACUUGAGGGCGGUCAGCAUCCCACCAAACUGCUGAGCAGCCUGUAAUAACAAGUCCCAAAUCAAGAGUGAACAGAAGCAGCCAGCCAUUAUAGUUUUGACCUGUACAUUCAUUUGAAGAUAAAGGGACAAUGUGCCUUUGUGUCCAGGACCAAAAGAAAACAGGAGUCCUUAGUCUAUAGGUUAUGUAUUUUGUCUAUUAUUAGAAGCUUCCGUUUUGCUAGACUUGAAACAAUUCCAGUUGUUAAUAUCUUCUUCACAUUUCUCUGCAGGCUGCUGAGUUAUUAAUUUCACUUAGCUCUGUCUGUUUAUCUGAUGUAAUUUUACUGGGUUUUCUGUGGCUAAUCACAGAGCAGUAUCUGGAAAAUUAUUCUUUUUAAGGAUGAUUUCCAUUAUUGAGAGAAAUAGGCCAAAAAUCAGAAUCCUAGAUCAAAAUGCUUCUCUGCUUUCAGAGCAUUCAGAGCUCUGGAGAAUUGGAUUUCAUCCGGUUAAUGCGCAGAAAGGAAAAGGGCAGUCAGGUCCCUGGUGAUAAUGUCAGACAUCAGGGUUCUGACAGGCAGAGCUGAGCGCUUCAUUAACUCCUGCUCUGCCCCUCUGAGCCCUGCUGGCUUCCUGGACACACAGCCUGAGCUGAGUUUUAGUGAACUAACCAUCAGGUACAGCAUGUCCCUCCUCAUCUUACAGCUUGCUAACCCUCAGGGAAACAAGUGCAUUUGUUCCAUUCGCAGAAGAGCCAGAGAUCAAUAUUCUGCUAGGUAUAUUGUUAUCAGUACAUUGGUCCACCAUCCAUAAGGUAAAGAUAGGGAUGAUUUAACAUGUAGUUAGCCCUUCGCCCCUGGCCUGGGACCAUCCUAAACAAAUCAAAGCAUCCUGAGGCCUUAAUGUCUCCUACUGCCCUUGAUCUGACACUAACUUUUUGUGUUUUCUCAUACAACCCCUCUUCGCAUUUUCACUUGUCUUUCCAACUCAAAACAGUGAAAAUGAAGUCAUCACUAUGCUAUUCUCUGGACAUGCAGGGAACUCCUAACAGGUAGGGACCAACCAUGUGCCAUUUUAGGUUUUGGCUCUUCAGGCACAAAGAAGGAAGAAAGUGUGCAAUUGUCUACCCAGGAGACGCCAGGGGAAUACGUGCCUUUGCAGAACAAAAUGCAUGGCAAUUUUAUCUCAUUCUGGCCUGUACCAGAGUAUUUACACUGAGACAACGUGACCAGUCCUACUUUCGCAGUAACCCGUUUUGGGAAUUACAGCAACACAGCCAGAAACUGGAAAAGAAAACAACCCUGAUAACACAAACCUGCCACAUAUCUUAUGACCUCAAUGACAUGCCUCUGAAGGCAGGUUUGCCUGAGUGUCAUAGGCAGAGUUGAUCCGUUGGUACAAAGGCAAAUGCCCUUUCGUAUGAGCGCAAAUGGUGUCUCCAUCUUUUCAGGAAGUCUUGGGAGCUUUGUGCCACCAUUUUAUCUUUCCUAUGCAGGCUGCUAGUGAAGAUAUUUUUCCAUUGUAGAAAAUACUUGAAAAGUUUCCCAUGUUGGUAGAAUACAUGCAAGACUUACCUUCCAAAGCUCUGCUUAGUCUCCCUGUAGAGCAAAAACCACUUAGGUUUCUUAAGGAUGGAACGUUAAUGAGUCAAGUAUUAUCUGUACAGUAGCAUCACCUCAUUGUAAUCUACAGCUUUAUGCCAGUAGGUCUCAAAGUGGAUCUUACUAUUACCUAGACUUUAAAAAGGCUGAGAACAGACACAAGUCACUUCUCAAGAAUGUCUCAAAAGUCACUACCUGAUCCUUCAGGCUGCAUCAUUCCUCAUCCCUCCUCAAAGUACCCUGAAGUGAACUCGUCUCCAUCCCUUUAAACCCCUUGUCACUACCAUGUGUCUCUAUGCCUUCAUUUUAUUUCUCCCCUUGUCUUCUUUGUAUUCUUUUCAUUCCCUGGUAUCGGAGCAUGCGAGUGUUUGGAAGUCAGCAAUGUUCUUCAGCCCUUCUUAACCACCUCCUUGACUGACCUUCACUGACAGUAUGGUCAGUGAUAUGUAAGGACUUAGCACAGUAAGUGCAAAGAUCAGUGAUACAAGGUCUCUUCUUGUAGGAAGAUCUUAAUCAUUAUCUGCCUUAGCAAACCACAAAGUGUUACCCCCAAGCAGAAGAGUAAGAUGUGGCCAUGAAGCUUGGUAACUGUAUUGUCAGUAUCCAUACAACCCAAAGCCCCUUUUAGAAAUGCAGAUUUUAUAAAUACACUGCACUGUUCUGCAGUCAGCAUUUACUGAGCUUUCCUCAACUCAAAGUCCUUUGUUAUUCACAGCAAAUCAGAAUUGGUGGUAAUGCACUUGUGGUAGGGCAAGGGGAGUAGAAGUGCCAUGUGAAAGUCCCUUGAAAAGCUCCAUGUGAUUUAUUAUGGGGUCAAGGCCAUUAACUACUAGCCUAAUUCAGCGAAAACAACCACAAUGUGCCAUGCCAUGGGUAUUUCAAAUCUAGUCACACCUGUAGUUCUCAGAUGCAUGGCCAAGCUGCUACAGCCAGAUUGCUUAUUUCUAAAUCUUGUUGUGACCAAAAGGAGGUGUAUUCCUUGGCCAGAACCAAGAUUGGCGAACAGCCUCCCUCACAACUCCCUGCUUGUGCUGGUAUUGUUUCGGGAGCUUCUUGAGCUGCAGUUACUAAGGUGACGUCGCAUUUCCUGUGGAGUUCAGUCCCACUAAUGAGUGAAUAAGAUUAAACUGUUUACAGAUCUAGGCCUAAAACUCUUUUCAGUUACUGCCUUCAUAAGGAGGAUCCACGUUCCCAAGCCUGCAAGCUGCUUUAUCCAGAGGGACCUUUGCCUCCACCUGGAGUCAGCUGGAUUAAUAACACUUCUACACUUCUGACAUCCGCUUCAGUGGAUCAGCUUGCAGGACUAGCUCUGGGUUGCUGGGGUUUUAUUUUAAAUAUAUCUAAAGACGUCUGUAAUUUCCUAAUCGAAAGAAAGAAAGCAGAACACUGUAUUUUUUUAAAUGAGAAGGUAAUAAAAAUCAAGUCCGAAUAUUUUGAUAGGUAUGCUGGAAGGGUGUAUAAUGUAGCAAACAGUUGCACUAUUUUUUCUAUUGUCUGAGCACCUACCCUGAAAAGUAUUUAUUCUUUAUCUAACUAAGACCUCUUUCAGUUCUGAAGUUACAAAAUUUGGAAGGAGUCAAGCACAAAGCCUCAGUGAAAUUUUAAACUAAUGUAAAUAAAUCCAGUAGCUAGCUUUCUGAAGUAGGCUAUAACAUUUGGUUUUCGGUUAUUUCAUCUUAGAUAUUGCCUAAUUGUUGGGGUUUUUCCAAAAUAAGCUAAAUAGUGACACUUCUGAAAGCAUCUGUACUUCACACAAAAUCAUAGUCAUAUGGCAAUGACAUCCUUCAGCUCAUGUAAAACAGCUUUAAAAGAGCCUUUUAGUAUGCACUGUUAUCUUGCUUAAUAAUCCUUGACAAUUUAAUUCUCUUGUGCUUUCUCUCUGCUGCCCUGUUUUGUACACUAACAGAUUUGCAGGGCUUCUCUGUAUUGUUUUUGUAAUAUAUGGGUUGGUUUAAAGAAAAAACUUUACUCUUGUAAUGAUUGUUUUUGAAAUGUGGAUCUCUAUCUGUAAAGAGAAAACCUACUUUAAAAAUGCCCUCUGUUUUCUCUAAGUUUACUGUAAUUAGCAAGUUUAGUUAACAGAAAUGUAUUCUUUUAAGCUCCUGUUAUAUUCUUUUCCAGUUAUUGACUGCUUUCACUAUGUGUGUACUUGGUACUGGUUCAUUCUUUUACUAUGGUGAAAAUGACAAGUUUUGUUAAUAUCCGAUGGAAGUUGUGUUUUUGGAUAAAGUUCUUCAAACUGA
Messenger RNA from Aquila chrysaetos chrysaetos, 8285 nucleotides. It is a transcript of the gene C2H14orf132, whose product is annotated as chromosome 2 C14orf132 homolog. The transcript is spliced from 2 exons. Lineage: Eukaryota; Metazoa; Chordata; Aves; Accipitriformes; Accipitridae. The coding region runs from base 42 to 293 and encodes 83 amino acids. The record is from RefSeq and is a predicted model, not a curated record.